UCCCUCUGUUUUAAGAUAUAUCUGUAUUUAUCUCCAUAAACCUCCCGUACCUCCCUAUCUCCUCCUCUUCACCUCCACUGAGCUCCAUCUAUCCCCUUAUCUCCCUUUAAUUCAUACCUUUCAAUCCCAACCGCUCCCCUCCAUCUGCCUCUCUGUGCUUUACUCCUCCCUCCCACCGGCCUCCAUCAUGGCUCCAGAGUGCCGGUUCUCCUGGUUCUGCUGCCUGCUGGUUCUGCUGGUUCUCCCCGCCGCCGUCCGGAGCUCGUUCCCCCGCAGUGGAGGCAGCAGCAGUGUGGACUGUGGGCCCGGGAAAGCCACCGACUGUCCAGAUCUGUCAGAGAAGAAGAGCGACCUGCGAGUGUGUGACGCUGGGACGUGUCGCUUUGGAGGAACCUGCCGCGAGAAUGGAGCCGACAUAAAGUGUGUCUGCCAGUUCCAUUGUCAUAAGAAGUACAUCCCUGUAUGUGGGUCAAACGGAGACACGUACCAGAACGAGUGUUUCUUGAGAAGAGCCGCCUGCAAGAAACAGAGAGCUAUCACCAUCAUGUCAGAGGGACCGUGUUACCACGAUGGUGCUUCAGGAUCUGGUGAUGGAGAUGAUGAGGGCUCGGGUCGCGGUAAAAAGGCCUCGAAAUGUGGAAACUGCAAGUUUGGAGCUGAAUGUGACGAAGACUCUGAAGACAUGCUCUGCAUGUGUAACAUUGUGUGUAACGGCCACAACGAUAACCCAGUGUGUGGCAGUGAUGGCAUCACCUACGACACGCCCUGCCAUGUCCGCGAAGCUUCCUGCCUCAAACAGCUCAAGAUCGACAUCAAACACGUGGGACGUUGCCAAGAUAAAAGCAGGAAAGAUGACAGCAUGAAGACCAAACCAGACAUCUAUGCUGUGUCCAAGCCUGGUGAGGGUGAGGGGUUUGUGGACAGCCACACCCCCUGUCCUGAAGACUACGCCCAGUUCUGUGAACACGGCCAAUGUGAGAUGAGACACAGCCUGCCCACCUGCAGGUGUGAGGCAGCUUAUGGUGGUCCUCAGUGUGAUCAGCUUCUGGACUUCAACAUCCUGUAUGUGGUGCCCAGUGGUCAGAAGCUGCACUACAUCCUCAUUGCUGCUAUCAUCGGAGCUGUUCAGAUCGCUGUCAUCGUAGCUGUGGUCAUGUGCUUCACCAGGAGGUGCACCAAGACAAAGCGUGGGCGGCGACAGAAGCAGCACCUUGGUCACUUCCCAUCAGGAACGUCCUCUAGGAUGAUGUAGCUGCUCUUCUUCUGUUUUUGUUCUCUCUCUCAUGUUUUUACAAAAUACAAGUUUAAAUUUUUCGUACCACACAGACUGACUACAUUUUUGAUAUCUCGACUUUUUGGUGCCUCUUUUUUUCCCUUUUUUAAAAAUUAUUUUUUUGAAUUUCUGAAAGGGGCCUUAUUUUGAAGAUUUUCCUCCAUGUUUGAUUUUUUUUUUUUUUUUUUGGUCUGCAGAUGAUUUUAUGUUUCCCAUCAGGCGGAGCGAAAACGUUUGUGUUUGUCGUGACGCUGCCGUCCUCUCAGACUCUGAAACACUGUGGAUCCUCCGGCAGGAAACUCGAACCUUAUUUUUCUGAUUGUAUCUUCACUUUGGACCGUCCACAUACAAGCUGGGAAAAACACAGAUUGUCCCUUUUUCUUUAAGCCCUGUGGGACGCAGGCUGAUGCUGUAUUUUUGUUUGUCUUUAGAUUUAGUCAGGAUCAUGGAAGUAAAAGCUAUUUAAUACCCAAUUCUGAAAAAUUUAACGACAUCCUGAAAACUUAAUGAUGAUAUUUAAAUAUGACAUCUAGCUGAAUGUUCGGGGUUUAGAUUUCCUUCUUUUUCUCAAGCUCUACAAUUUCAAAAACUCAGAUUUCAAGAUUUUUUUUUUUUAGUUCAGUUAAGUUCAGUUAAAAAAAUAAAAUAAAAUCUGCUGCUGAAAUUUGAUUGAUUAAACACACAUAGUCUCUCUGGGUUUUUAGCCAGGAAUAUAGAUUCUGGAAAUUUUGUCUGGGAUUUUCAAAAUAAAAUGUUAUAAAUUACAAAUUAAGUGAUAUUUAAAUAUCAACAUUAAGUAUUUACCAAUGAUUCAAUAUCAGAAUGAGGUAUUCAGUUGCUGAGUUGCUUGAUUGAAAUUACAGUUGUGAUAAUUUUUUUCUUCCAUAGCUGGAGUAUGCCAUCAAUAUGAAAAAUAAAACAACAGAUUUGUUUGCUUUUCUUCGUUUUCUCAUAGUGGGAACAACUUUUCUUUUUCUGUUUACUUUGUGUAAUGAAAGCCUUAAUACUCCAGGGGGCGAUGUGUACCAGGACUACAAGAUUAUCAGGGACCACUGUAGCCCUCCUGGGUAUUGUUGCUGAAGAUGAAUCUGAUGGCUUGUAUUCUGUUUUGCUGCAUCACACAGGGUCAAAAAUCAUUUUUCAUGCCACCCAGAUAAACUUUAUUUUACUUUUUUUGUAUUUGUAACGAUGAGACGCACCUAAAAACCAAAAUGCUGUUUUUUCUACUGCUUAAAAACUGAUAAAAAGUACCAGCUGACAUGUACAGGUUGUUUUAAUUAUUUUAUUGCUUCAUUUUCAGAUGGCGCCAUUCAGGAAUGGAAUCCAAUGGUUUUUAUUGUGUGUUUUGACAAGCUGAUGAUAAUUUAAAAUACUUUUUCUUAUGGUCGAGUUUUUUUUCUGUUUUUUUUAUAUAUAUAAUUUGUGAUGAUGGUACGAAGUGUUCGUGUUGGUCGUUUUAUUGUGGUAGAAGGAGUAGACUCAAUAAGCUGCGAGGUUCCCUGAAGUAUUGCUGCACUGGGAUCAGAUAUAAUUGAAGCUGAGGUCUCGGUCCUGUGACGCCUGAGGGAAUCCAGGCUGAUUUUGCUGUAGAUGUUGCGUAAUGCAUGAACCAGUUGAAGUUGUUGUUUAGAGCUGUUCUGUAGUUGAACUAGAAUUAAAUUAUGAUGUUGGAAACCACAA
This is a messenger RNA of Epinephelus moara (kelp grouper), 2953 nucleotides long. RefSeq names its product tomoregulin-1-like. Lineage: Eukaryota; Metazoa; Chordata; Actinopteri; Perciformes; Serranidae. The transcript has 10 exons. The record is from RefSeq and is a predicted model, not a curated record. Bases 188 to 1252 code for a protein of 354 amino acids. Gene Ontology annotation, molecular function: protein binding.